This is a messenger RNA of Colletotrichum phormii, 1414 nucleotides long. RefSeq names its product cupin domain-containing protein. Bases 136 to 1185 code for a protein of 349 amino acids. The transcript has 2 exons. NCBI's taxonomy places the organism in Eukaryota, Fungi, Ascomycota, Sordariomycetes, Glomerellales, Glomerellaceae. The record is from RefSeq and is a predicted model, not a curated record.
UCCAAAGUCUCCAAUUUGUGUGUCCACGAUCCAGAGAUCUAGACCCUUGACAAACGCCCCCACUCACAUUCUUUGAACGGCAUCUUUUUUUCCCUCUUCUUUUAUUGGACAAUUGCAAAAAGCACCUUGCCCAACAUGAGCAUUCCCGUUCUCUCCACCCCUCCUGAUGCCAGGACGAGCUACAUUAUCGAUCAGCUCGAGGGUGAACGCGUCACGAUCCCCGGCAGCAAGGGUGUCUUCAGAAUUCUUGCCUCGUCAAAACAGACCAACGGUGGCAUCGCUGUCUUCUCCAGUGGUGCUGUACUUUCUGAUGCGCCGGGUUUCCACUGGCACGCCGAGGCGCACGACGUCUUCCUCGUGACCAAGGGAUACCUGAAGCUAUGGAACGGCGAUAAGUGCAGAAUCAUGGGCCCUGGUGACUUUGCCUAUGUCCCUCCUAAAGUCGUACACAACCCCGAGCUUCUCGGCCCUCACACAGAAACCCUGGGUCUGGUUGCGCCGGGUGACUGGGUUGACUUCUUCCGUUACGUCGCUGAGCAGUACGAGGGUAUCAUUGUGCCAGAAAACGACAACCGCGACUUGAAGAGCCUGUUGAUCCCCAAGGUCAUGGCCGCAAAGGACCGGUUUGACGUGAACUUUGAGCGCAACUACGCUCCCCCCGAAGUCGCAGACUGGCAAGAGUCAGAAAACGUUCUCCCCGGCCCCCUGGAGCCGUACUUCUUGCGCGCCAACACUGGACCCAGAUACAUCCUGGGUGGUGUUCUCUCCAGACCCUUCAUCAACGCCUCUCAGUGCAGCGGCAAGUUCGCAAUCACCAGCCUCGAGUCAUCGAAGCUGUAUGAGAAGUCCCCGCUCGCUCGGUGGUUGACAUUCCCCGAGGUGGACCAUUGCUUCUGUGUUCAGGAGGGUCUUCUGAAGGUCAAGCUCAAGGAGUCUGGUUCCUGGACUGAGGUCCGCGAGGGCCAGACCCUGUUAGUUUCUGCGGGACAGGCGUUCACAUUGGAGUACGGCUCUCGCUUUGUAAGAUCCACCGUUUUCACCAACGGUCCCGGUAUUGAAACUUUGAUUCAAAACGCCGGCGAGGCUUUCUCAAGUUUCGUUCUGCCGGAAGAGAGCGUCGCAUGGCAGGAGGAGAAGAUCAAGGAAGCGAGUGCGGCAUUGGGUGUUGUGGUUGAAUCAUUGUAAUUACUUAGAUGAGUUGCCUUCCAAGGCCAGUAGUUGGAAGGCUUGAGAAAAUGACUUAAAUACACGCGUAAACUACGUGGACAAUGGCAAGUGUAACUAGCCUUGAAAAUAUUACGGAUUUGCGAUAGGGAUGAGCCUCAUUUGUUGCCCAGAUAUAAUGACCUUCAAGGAUCCACGAAAGUUUAGCGAUAUUGUACAGUUAGUGCACCAAUAUCACCUUGUUCUUGAG